Messenger RNA from Trichoderma aggressivum f. europaeum, 2532 nucleotides. RefSeq lists its product as uncharacterized. The record is from RefSeq and is a predicted model, not a curated record. The transcript has a single exon. The coding region runs from base 1 to 2532 and encodes 843 amino acids. Lineage: Eukaryota; Fungi; Ascomycota; Sordariomycetes; Hypocreales; Hypocreaceae. Gene Ontology annotation, molecular function: protein binding.
AUGUCAUGCCGGCCGAUAUUGCGCGACCUCAGGUGUCGAAACGACAUCGUCUGCCGCUCAUGUUUGGCUGGUCGUGCAAAGCAACCUCGACAGGCGUGGCGGCCGGCUUCAUACAGCACUCAAGCCUCUCAAACCGCGAGCAAAGCAAGGCUACGACCUCGAUCACGGCCCAAUGAGGACAUCACACGCCAGCCUACGAGAGAGGAGCUGGCUCGCUACCUAGAGGGCCUCAAAAACCUGCGGACCCCCGACAGGGCAAAGACCAAUGCGGAAGACUUUUCCGUCCGAUUCUUCGAGCAGGGCGACCAAAAUCGAAAAGAGCUGUCCAACGAACAAGCCUUUGAGGAGUCGCUAAGUGGCAUCAGUGCCUCCGAAUUGCGAGACGAUCUUCUCAACCUCAGGGCAAAAUUCGGGAAUCAAGACGACAGGGAUGCCUUUAGGGACGUACUAAAGGAGUUGGGCGAAGACUGGGGCAAGAUCAACUCUGCGGAAGAUGUCGAGAAGGUUAUAGCAAAGAUGGAAGACUACACACGAUCGAUCGAUGCCGAAAUAGAACAAGCAAGCACUGAUCUGCCGAGAGGAGUGCUAGAACAGCUUAUCGGGGACGUGCCGGAAUUGUCGCUGGAAGACGCCGAUUCUUCUGGCGAGACUCGAAACUCGAUACCGCAAGUCCGAAUAAAUCUCGAUGAGAUGAAGGCAAACAGAAGGCGAAAACUCAACACAUUCAACUCCGUUGUCACACGCUUCAUUCUCGCAGAGAAGGAAUCAGGGCUGAAGCAAAAGGCAGUGCAGUCCCUAUACAAAUCGUAUCAUGCGACGAGACCGGCGUUGGCCCAAAACUGGAACGAUGUUCCACCCGCUUUGUGGGAGGUCCUCUGGAGAGCAUUCUCGAGUGAAAAAGACAGCCCCAGCAGCAUAUCACGGAUAGCCCGGCUUGCUAGAGACAUGAGCGAUGCCAAGGUUACCCUUCGUCCUGCGCAACAGGUCCUGGCUAUCGAAGCCAUCUUUGUUGACGGAUGGGAGUCCAAGGCCGUUGAAAAUUGGAAACGAUGUAUCAGCACCCUGGGGGCCGAAGACUCAGAGACAUUCCAGGACUUUUGGGAACUAGGUGCCAGGAUGUACUGCCGUGUAGGCGAUCUGGCGCAAGCCGAACGAGCGAUAAAUAAGCUCCUUGGCCGUAACAUGAGUCCGCGUAUCUUGAUUCCUCUCAUCCGAACAUGCUGCGAACAGGGAACGGAGGAAGGUCGACAGAAGGCGUGGGCUACCUAUCGCCAAAUGAGGGAGCUCCUGGGGAAAGAAAUGACACUUACCGACUACGACCAGGUGAUUUCUUAUUUCCUGACUGCCCAUCAAGUUGAGAAUGCCCUGUACGCCUUCGUGGACAUGAUGAGCGACGGUCGGAUUGAUAUGACGAGGCAAAGACAUCUGCCUUCCGUCAUUGCUAACAAAUUCUUCCUGGGCAAGUGGCUGAAGCGACUUAUCGGCGCCGGAGACUUGGAUGGAGCUUUCAGCGUCGUCGAAUUUAUGAGAGGAAAGGGAGUCGAGGCUUCACCGAUACAGUUGAACGGCCUCAUUGGGGCAUGGCAACGGUCUGGGGGCGCUGACGAUCUUGAAAAAGCCGAUACACUUGGCUGGGGCAUGAUUGAGUCCAGGCUAAAGUUUGUCGCCGACAGAAAGUCCGGUAGUGGUGUCUCCAGCAGCUAUAACAUGCCAUUGCCAAAGGACACUCCGGCAGAUUUACCGCGGGCUACUAUCGAAACGUUCUCUCUCCUGGCCGACAACUAUCGCCAGCGAAAUCUUCAUGAACGCUUAGAGGGCUUGUGGGAUGCCUUCCGCACAGCGGAGAUAAGCCCCGACGCCUUUAUGAUGAAUCAACUCGUCGAAUCACUCAUCCAUGAGGGCCAGACUCAAGAUGCAUUAGCUUUGUAUCACUCUCUCAUAGAGAGCAACAAAGUAGUUCCUGACCCAUACACAUUCAGCGCCCUCUGGAAGACACUGGGGGCGAACCGAUAUCAUAUCCGGGAUCCUGAAACCCGAGCCAAGGAGAUCGAGGCCACACGAGCCAUGUUUAAAGAAACUGUCAAGCACAGAGAUGUAUUCCAACCCGAUGGGAUCGACGGGCAACUCGCUCGCAAAAUCCUCCACACUUUCCGCCGCCUCCAGGACAACGCCGGCUUCCUCGUCGCCAUCACCGCAUUCAAAGAGACGUUCAAGUUCCUCCCGCCCGAGACGCUCGUCAUGGAAAUGGUCCUCGGCACCACAAAGCUCACCUGGGACACGCCCUCCCAGCGCGGCAAGCUCAUGGUGGCCAAGCGGGAGAUUGACCGGGAGCUGCUCGCGUGGGCGGACUUUAACGCGGCGAACCUCGAGGGCGACGAGAAGCGCGGCGCGGCGCUGUAUGCGUACUUGCAGAAGAAGUUUUGGCCGGUGGAGGGCAGGGAGGAGGAGAAGAGGAGGAUCUUUGUGGAAGUGGCGAGGCAGAUGGGGGUGUAUGAGCUGUUGGGGCCGAAGAAGAGUGCUGGUGGGAGGUGA